UCAAACUCGCCCUAAACGCGCGCAAAACCAAACAUAUGUUAGAAAACCUCUGUUUUCUCAGACCUCUGUUUUCUACAUUCCUCUACUCAGCUACCCUACACCGAAGCUUCGGUGUAUAUUCGUCUCCAACGGGUAUUUGAAUUGGAAGAACGGAUCCAAGGCAUUUCAGAGCCCAAAACAGAACAAAAAUAAAAUAAGGAUCAUAUAUACUACUCUUUUGCCCUUUUAUGUUAUGAUAGAAAAAAGGCCCAAAAGCUCGGCACUUCGAUCGCAGGACUGCCCGCUUUAACAUGCCAUUCAAUGUGAAUAAAGGAGGGAGAAGAACGUAGAGAAAGAGAAAUUGAAAGAAAGAAACUUGUAGGAAAUGAAGCCGGUCGAAGAAGCUCCCAAGCAGAAGUAUCGGCACAUCGUUACAUGGACGCCGCAGGAGGACGAUAUUCUCCGAGAGCAGAUUAGGAUUCAUGGGACCGAGAGCUGGACGGCUAUUGCAGGGCGGUUCAAAGAUAAAACAAGCAGGCAGUGCCGGAGAAGAUGGUAUACAUACUUGAGUUCUGAUUGCAAGAAAGGAGGGUGGUCACCAGAAGAAGACAUGAUCUUAUGCGAGGCACAGAAGAUAUUUGGUAACAGAUGGACUGAAAUUGCAAAGGUGGUCACAGGCAGAACGGACAAUGCAGUGAAGAACCGCUUCACGACCCUCUGCAAGAAACGUGCAAAACAUGAGGCUUUGUCAAAGGAGAACGGCAACGUAUACAUCAAUGCAAACAACAAGAGGGUUAUACUCGAUAAUGGAUGUGCUGCAGCUGGAACGUAUGAAUCAACCACACCCCUCAAGAAGAUCAGGACCCAUGUCUCGGAUCCCACAGAAAAUUGCAACAUGAAAUCGGUAGGUGGAUGUGGAACCGAGAAACAGCAGAUGUUAAGACCUCCACUUGCAGCACUGGUUCAGAACUUGAACAAAGGGAGAAGCCACCCAACUCACCAACAUGUUCUCGACAAAGUUAAGAUGGCCUUGAAUGAUGUUUCAAACAACAAGGAUCGAGGAAUAUUAAUUAGAAGGGAUGAUCCGAAGAUGACUGCAUUGAUGCAGCAAGCAGAACUCCUCAGCUCUCUUGCUCUGAAAGUUAACACAGAUAACACAGAUCAGAGUCUUGAGAAUGCUUGGAAGGAACUCCAAGAUUUCUUAAUCCAAACCGAAGAGAGCGAACUUCUGAGAUGCAAGAUCCUUGAAAUGGAUUUUCUACUCGAAGGCUUCAAGGACUUGGUACAGGACAUGAAGGGUGGAAGCACAGGAAGUCGGCUAUCGUGGAGGCAACCUGAUCUGCAUGAGGAGUCUCAGGGCAGUUCUGAAUACAGCACUGGGUCGACUCACCAGUGGCAUUCUGUUGGUGAAUUAAUAGAGGGAAAUCAAGCUGAGGAAUGCUCGCUAAACCACAACAUCAACACUGGGACAAACCGAAAUAACAGAGAAGUAGAGAUUAGUGGUGGUUGUGGAGAUGGGUUUUGUUGCAGCAUGGAUGCUGCCCAAGAGGCAAUCUUGCCAUCUUGUGAUGAACCCAGAGACAAUGACGGAAUUGUUUCAGCAAUAUCAAAUACAGAUUUCAAUUCCCCUCUCCAAAUGUUUCAGUCCUUUGGAGAAGGGAUUCCAAGCCCAAAAUUUUCAGACAGUGAGAGGCACUUCCUGCUGAGGACACUCGGAUUGGCAUCCCCAUCCGCCACUAAUGUGAACACCAACCCCUCCUGCAAAAGAGCACUCCACCACAGUCUCUAAUCCAAUAUAUGUCACUGAUACUUUGCCUUCUAGAACGUUCUAGCACGUCCUAGAAUCCUCUCAUGAUUUAGCAUUCUAGCUGAUUCUACUAAACCGUGUUUUUAAGCCCAUUUUCAACCUGAUUUUUACCAAAAGUUAUUCUCAGGUUUGCAGUCCAAAGCUAGAGUAGCAUUCUGGCUGAUUUCACUAGGGUGUUCCAUGUUCUGUUUUCACUGGCUUUCACGGCCUUUCCAACCUGAUUUUUACCAAAAGGUGUUCUAAUCUGCAGUCCAAAGUUCUAGUAAGAUUCUGGCUGAUUUCACUAAGGUGUUCUGUGUUCUGUUUUCACAGCUUUCAUAGCACUUCCAUUCCUAUUUUUACGUGGAUUUCGGUGUGCUUGUUUGUCCAAAUCACGCCAUUCUUUCGUCUUCCCCUAGAAUCUGGUUUUUGGGUAUUUCGAGUUUGGCUUGGAUUUUGAUUUGUCAUUUGUAUAUAAACUGCAAAUGUAAAAUCUUAGUCUUCCCUGAGUGUAAUUACAUGUGGUUGACGCAACCCCAUAAUUUGAAAAGAAAAAAAAGAAAAAAAAGAAAAAAAGAAGAAGAAGAGGAUCAACCAGUUGAAGGUAGAUUCCUAUUUGUUUGAUUUUGGUGUGGAAGGUAUAAGAAAUGAGAGGUUUUGGUUUUUCUCAUGGGUGUAAUUAUGUCUUUGUAUUCUUACAUAUAUAUGAUUGGAAAUGAGAGAGAAUAUGUUAUUGGUUUUCGUGAGUACA
Molecule: messenger RNA, 2516 nt
Organism: Magnolia sinica
Lineage: Eukaryota; Viridiplantae; Streptophyta; Magnoliopsida; Magnoliales; Magnoliaceae
Product: transcription factor MYB124-like
Exons: 12
Coding region: 365-1768 (467 amino acids)
Biological process (GO): regulation of DNA-templated transcription
Cellular component (GO): nucleus
Molecular function (GO): RNA polymerase II cis-regulatory region sequence-specific DNA binding; DNA-binding transcription factor activity, RNA polymerase II-specific
Source: RefSeq, a predicted model, not a curated record